Ipomoea triloba (trilobed morning glory) is the source of this 3028-nucleotide messenger RNA. Its product is annotated as pentatricopeptide repeat-containing protein At3g54980, mitochondrial-like. NCBI's taxonomy places the organism in Eukaryota, Viridiplantae, Streptophyta, Magnoliopsida, Solanales, Convolvulaceae. Gene Ontology annotation, molecular function: protein binding. Bases 182 to 2737 code for a protein of 851 amino acids. The record is from RefSeq and is a predicted model, not a curated record. The transcript has a single exon.
UUAGGUAAUCGUUAGGGAUCAGAAACAUAAUUCUCUCGAGAAAGAGGGGGUUUCGAGUUUUCAUCCCUUUCUGAUGCUGAGGCCAAACUCAAGAAUGGGGUUCACCGUUUAAGGUUUAAGGUUUAAGGUUCAAGACUCCAAGGUUCUCCUCCUAAGGUUUUAGCUGUUGUGUUCUUCACCGAUGAGAUCUUUGAACCCUUAUUCAUCAAUCUCGCCAUGGCUACGUUGUUACCGCAGACUCCAUUGCAGAACCCUCUCUACCUCUUCACUGCCACCCUCCCAAGACCCAAUCUUGACUACCGAUCCGUCAGUUACCCCUUCAGACUCGCCCGAGAAAACCAAGAGUUUCAGUGACCCCAGCAACUCAUCCAGCAAACCCAAUUCAGAAAACAGCCAACUCAUGGAAACCCGUGUGGUAGAAACCGUCUUGGGACAAAGGGGCGACCCAGAUUCGGCUUUUGAGCAAUUCAAACUCGCUAUGGAGCGGUGUGCUUUUCAGCGGUGGACCGGGGAGCCCUUCCAUGUUUUGCUUCACAUUUUAGUAAGUUCCUCAGAGCACCACCAUAUAGCUAGGAGUCUGAUUUUGAAACACGUGUUAGGGGAUUCUGGUCCCCCUUCUGCUCUAUUUGAUGGUCUUGUUGAUUCUGCUAAAAGAUUCAGUUUUGAGUUGUGUCCAGUGGUUUUUAAUAGCUUGCUAGAUAGCUUAGUUAAAGCUCGUCGGGUUAGAGAUGCUAUUGAUUGCUUUAAUGCGAUGAUGGAUCAUGGUAUAUUGAUUUGGCCUUUCCUUAUAGGCAAAGUCUCAAAGGUGUUAGUCAAGAAUAAAAUGAUCACAGAAGCAAAAGGUUUGUAUACUGGUGUAGUGUGUAGAGGGAUUAAAUGUUCCACUUCUACUGUCCGGUUAAUGAUGCGUGCUUGUUUAAAAGAAGGGGAGGCCGAGGAGGCAGAGAGGUACUUUUUAGAGGCUAAGGCUAGUGGUAUUCAGCAUGAUCCACCCACAUACAGUGUUGCUAUUUAUGCUGCUUGUACGUUGGGAAAAGUGGAAGCCGCAAUUUCGUUGCUGAAUGAGAUGAAGGGUAAGAAUUGGGUCCCGUCAAAGGGCACGUAUGUGAAUGUAAUUUCCGCUUGUGUGAAGCAAAGGAAUAUGGUUGAUGCGUUGAGGCUUAAGGAGGAGAUGGUUAAUUGUGGUCAUUCGAAGGACUUGGUUGUCAUGACGAGCUUGAUGAAGGGGUAUUGUGUGCGGGGUGAUGUAAACGAUGCUUUGGGUUUGCUCAAUGAUAUUGUUGAGUGUGGACUAAGUCCGAACAAGGUCACUUAUGCGGUUCUGAUUGAAGGCUGCUGUAACAAGGGACGAAUGGGGAAGGCACAAGAAUUAUACGCUCAAAUGAAACGUGCAGGUAUCAAGCCUUCUGUGUAUAUUGAAAAUUCUUUGCUGAGAGGAUUCCUCAAAGCCAAUUUAUUGGACGAAGCAACUAAGCAGUUUGAGCAGGUGGUCAUGACUGACGUUGCCAAUGUUUUCACGUACAAUAGCAUGUUGGCUUGGUUUUGCAGAAAUGGUAAGAUGAAAGAAGCGGAAAGUAUAUGGGAUAAGAUGGUGAAUAAGGGAAUUGUGCCCACUAUAGUCUCGUAUAAUAGCAUGAUCCUUCUUAGCUGUAGAAAUGGUAAUAUGGACAAAGCAUUAAGUUUAUAUUCCGAGUUGCUACAACGGAAUAUGGAAGUUAAUGCAGUCACAUAUAGCAUUUUGAUUGAUGGGCAUUUCGGUAAAGGUGAUGCUGAGCAAGCACUAGAAACAUUUGACAAAAUGCUGGCUUACGGGAUUGCUCCAACCGAUUUCACAUACAACUCCAUCAUCAACGGCCUAUCUAAAGUUGGCAGAACAUCCGAGGCAAAGACUAUGCUUCAUAACUUCAGAGAGGACGGCCUAAUUCCAAGUUGCUUGACUUACAAUUUCAUUAUUAAUGGCUUUCUAAAAGAAGGUUCCGUGAGUUCAGCUUUGGCCGCUUAUACAGAGAUGUGUGACAAUGGGAUUUCCCCAAAUGUUGUCACAUAUACCUGCUUAAUUUAUGGAUUUUGCCAAAGCAAUAACAUUGAUCUUGCUGUGAAACUGUUGAAUGAAAUGAGGGCUAAAGGCAUCCAAUUGGAUAUUGUUACAUACGGUGUCCUUAUUGAUGUCUUUUGUAAAAGAAGAGACAUGGAGAACGCAAUGGAGCUUUUCGAAGAACUGCUUGGAGUUGGUCUAUCACCCAACGCAAUUCUGUAUAACACCAUGAUUAGUGGGUUCAGAAACGUAAAUAAUAUGGAAGCUGCACUAGCCUUGCAUGAAAGAAUGGUAAAUGAGGGAAUCUCGUGUGAUUUGGAAACGUACACUACCUUGAUAGAUGGGCUGCUAAAGGACGGGAAAAUACUUCCUGCAUCUAAUAUGUACUCAGAAAUGCUUUCAAAGGGUAUAACGCCCGAUGAUAUUGCAUACACUGUACUAGUACAAGGUCUUAGCAAUAAGAAGCAGGUGAACAAUGCACAAAAGGUAUUGGACGAGAUGUGUAAAAACAAGGUGACUCCUAAUGUUCUUAUUUAUAAUACACUAAUCGCCGGAUACUUCAAGGAGGGGAAUAUUCAAGAAGCUUUUAGGUUGCAUGACGAGAUGCUUGAUCGGGGUCUUGUACCUGAUGAUACUACUUACGAUAUUCUUGUAAGAGGAACAAGAGAAGGUAGCUUGGCGAUGGGUACUUCAUCUAUCUAAAUGACAAAGUACGACAUAGAACUGACCAAUUUAGCUACCUCACGAGAGAUCAUGUCUUCAUCUUUAUUGUUGUUACAUCCUGCACAGUAGGUAAGAUGAUUUUCACUUACUAUUCUAUAAUUUUGCUGAAGUGUUGAAUACUUGUGUUAUUUUGUAUCAAUAAUUGACUUUCUAUACUGUGUAGAAAACCUCUCCAGCUUCUAGGGCAUGUCAAAUGUAAAGCACCUCUCUGUCUUCUUAGUGAUUUGGACUAAAUUAUUAAGGAGUUUAUAAACGAGUUAGUUUACAGUA